Prorocentrum cordatum is the source of this 384-nucleotide messenger RNA. The record is from the annotation of a GenBank genome assembly. Lineage: Eukaryota; Dinophyceae; Prorocentrales; Prorocentraceae.
AUGUACUCCAAGCGCGCGUUCGUGCAUCGGUGCCUCAGAGAGGGUGGGGAGGAGGGCGAGUUCGCAGAGGCCUACUUCAACGUCGCGAAUUUCUUCAGCAAGGCUUGCCUCCGCUUCCGAGGGCCCCACCAAGACAGCCUGCAGGCCAUCCAGACGCUCAGGCACACGGUCCUGGAGGACUUGGAGAGGGUGAUUCAGAACUCCACGGCCAUCACCACCGUCGUGGGCUUGUUCCUGAACGUGGAGCGCCUCGAGGUGGGCGGCCAGCAGGAGGUGGCCCACAACAUGGUCACCAGGGCCAGCCCCAUCACGGCCGAGCUGGUUCAGUGUACCCUCGGCAGCCCGCGCCAUCCUGUCACCAUAUUCCUCACGACGGUGACGUGA